GCAGCUCUUCAAAGCUGCUUUCUGCCACCAGACGCCUGCACAGAUAUUUACGUCCAGGACCAUGUCUGAAGCUCAAGCAAGCUCUUCAACAAACACAAGCGCAGCUGAACCUCCGCAGGAUCCCCUGCAUCCAGACAAGCUCUUUUCGAGUCUCUACCAUGUCCUACCUCGGCAAGCUUCGGGCACUGGGGCCCCCCAAGCUCUCCUAAAGACUUCGGCGGACUUGACAAUGUCAUUCUUCCACGCCGCAAUGUUGAAUCUUGGAUUUAGGUUCCUCGGUUUAGGAGAGAGCCGAGUCGACAAUGAAUCCCAAGAUCUGGAAAGGACGGAAGCAGUGCAAACCCCUCUUCCGGCUGACUGGAAUGCGAUGGGCGACAUGUACUCGUUUCGAUACAAACACGCGCAAUCGGCGUUCACUUUCCUGCUGAAAGGCGUCAAAAUUGGAAACAGACUCGUGGUGCAUGGGAUGGCCAUUGAGGACGGAAAACUACAUACGCUGGAACUUGAACUCUCUACGUUCAUCUCAUCCGAUUUCAAGUUUCCCUUUAAUGCUCCCUCUAAUGCAACCUCGUCCACCGCCGGGUCAUCAGAACAGUCAUCCAAUGUCCCUGAUGCACUAAGAUCUGCCUUCGCUUCAGAUGAGCAGCUGUACGAGGUGAUCAGAGAGUUCAGAAUACGGAUUGUUCAACAAUUGAUACCGGGACUGAAUAAGCCGGGAUAUGAAGAAUGGAAGCCGAGCCAAACAUCUCAAGCACCUACACAAGAAACAUCCGGAGGUCGCAACCCGCUUCGCGAUAAUCGUCAUCAGCCCCGACCAAUCCAUCCCGGACAUGCCGAUCCAUUUGUAGGGAGCGGUGUAGGUGGAAGCGGACCUAUGUAUCCUCCCCGUGGACCUUAUAGCGUGGGAGAUGUCGAUUUGGAUCCCUUGGGGGUGGCACCAGGGUUGAUUCCGCCCUCACGAUUCCCAGGAGGAUAUAUGGGUGGUGGUGGAAUGCAUCCAGGAGGUGGCAUGUUUGUUGGGCCUGAUCAUCCAAUGUUCACGGGAGGUGGUGGGGGAGUUCCACGACCUGGACCAUACGCGGGGCCGGACGGAUCGCGCUUGCCGCCGGGCGCUGUGCCUCCUGGUGCUCGGUUUGACCCGAUCACGCCUUUUGGCCCUGCCCCUGGCUCAGGACCGCGAGGGCCUCGGGGACCUUUCGGGCCUCCCGGUGGGGGUAGCGGAUCCGGGGGUUUCCAUUUUCUUUAGGAGCGGAGAACCGGAUAACGAUGAGCUUCCUCCCCCCAACUUUGAUACAAUGUUCAUGUGAAUGUAUGUGAUGCAGUUAGCCGAUCAUUCUGCUGGAGCGUGCUGUGCCGCCAUCAUGUGCAGUGUAGUUUGGAAUACCUUUCUUCUAGGAGCAUAGGGUGCAUAUAGUACUGUGGUGCGUCAAGCAAGUGGGAAUUAUAUAUAUAGUUGUCUGGUUCGUUCUGCAGAUUCUGUAGAAAAUCGUCAGGAAUAUCGAUACCUAAAUCUCAUUGUAA
Molecule: messenger RNA, 1521 nt
Organism: Spizellomyces punctatus DAOM BR117
Lineage: Eukaryota; Fungi; Chytridiomycota; Chytridiomycetes; Spizellomycetales; Spizellomycetaceae
Exons: 5
Coding region: 62-1246 (394 amino acids)
Biological process (GO): proteasome-mediated ubiquitin-dependent protein catabolic process
Molecular function (GO): endopeptidase inhibitor activity; proteasome binding
Source: RefSeq, a predicted model, not a curated record